Condylostylus longicornis is the source of this 3131-nucleotide messenger RNA. It is a transcript of the gene GlyT, whose product is annotated as sodium- and chloride-dependent glycine transporter 1. The transcript has 12 exons. Gene Ontology annotation, cellular component: membrane. The record is from RefSeq and is a predicted model, not a curated record. Gene Ontology annotation, biological process: sodium ion transmembrane transport. Bases 738 to 2852 code for a protein of 704 amino acids. NCBI's taxonomy places the organism in Eukaryota, Metazoa, Arthropoda, Insecta, Diptera, Dolichopodidae.
UAUGCAAUAUAAAAUAGAAAUUAUAAAACAAAAAAAAAAAAAAGAAAAACAAAACAAAAUUUUAAAUUUCAUGCAAUUAUAAUGUGCGCAAGCUCAACUUUUUAACUACGAAACAAACAAAAACAAAAACAACAAAAGAAAAAAAAAAGGAAUUUUUCCGGACCCGAUCAAAAAUAGUUAUCUCAAUUUGUAUAUGUAUGUAUAUGCAUAAUUGAUAUACAUACUUUUAGAUGUUCUAUAUAAAUGUAAAAUAUGUAAUUCAAUGUAUAUACACACACAUAUACAUUUAUGCUUUUUUUCUUUUGUUUUUGUUUAAAUUUUCUCGUUUUUUCUCUAUAUGUACAUAUAUUUUUAGAAAAUUAAAUAUUUCCUAAAGAAUCAGAAAGGAUGCAUUCGCAAUUGAAAAAAUGAUAUCGCGUCGCCUAAAUAUAUGCAAUAUUAUUUGCAAUUUGCUUUCAUGCCUCAAAAAAGGCAACAAACAUUUUAAGUGUUAUUUUAGAUUGAACUGAAAAUACUUAUAUAUAAAAUUAUUAUUUAAAAUUAAACUAUACAUACAUACAUAUAAUAUACUGUUAUAUUAUAAUUAUAUAUUAUUAUAUUUAUUUCAAAUAAUAAAUUGUAAACAGCAAAGUAAAUUAUAAAAUAAUUUCAUAUUUGAGAAAAAAAAAAAAAUAAAAUCAAAUCAAUUAAAAAAAAAAAAUUAAUGAAGAAAUUUGUUCUAUGCAAGUAAAAUUAUAAUGGCUAACAAUAAAUCAAAGGAUAAAACAAAAAAAAUAAAAAAAGAAAAAAUAAAAAAUAAUAAGGAAUCAAGUACGAGAUUAGAUAUUGAUUUAUGGGAGUCGUCCGAAGAAAAAUAUUCUGUAUCAAAUUUACAAAUAACAAAUGAACAAAUUCAAUCGAGUGGUGCUAACAGUAAUGAACCAGAACGUGGUAAUUGGACUGGACGUUUUGAUUUUUUACUAUCUUUAUUAGGAUAUUCAGUUGGUUUAGGAAAUGUUUGGAGAUUUCCAUAUCUUUGUUAUAAUAAUGGUGGUGGAGCAUUUUUAAUACCAUUUACAAUAAUGUUAAUAAUAGCUGGAUUACCAUUAAUGUUUAUGGAAUUAUCAUUUGGGCAAUAUGCUGCUGUAGGUCCAGUUGCAAUAUAUCGACGAUUUUGUCCAUUAAUGCGUGGCCUCGGUACUGGAAUGAUAAUUGUUUCAGCAAUCGUUAUGCUUUAUUAUAAUUUAAUUAUUGCUUGGACAAUAUUUUAUAUGUUUGCAUCAUUAACAACUGAACUGCCAUGGCAAAAUUGUGAAAAAGACUGGAGUACAGAACAUUGUUAUUCAUAUGAAAUGGCUGAUAAAUGUGAAGCAAUUAAUGGAACUUAUUAUUUAAGAAACUGUUAUAAUAGUAGUUCUCCUGAUUUUAAUAAUUAUACUGAUUUAGCAUUACAUGCUCUUAAAAGGCCUCCAGCUGAGGAAUAUUUUACACAUUACGUCCUUGGAAUAUCAUCAGGAAUUGAAGAAACUGGAAGUAUUAAAAUUGAAUUAGCCUUGUGUUUACUUGCAGCUUGGAUAAUAGUAUUUUUAUGUUUAUGUAAAGGAGUUCAAUCUUCUGGAAAAGUUGUUUACUUUACAGCUUUAUUUCCUUACGUAGUCCUUGUAAUAUUAUUUUUUCGUGGUGUUACAUUACCAGGUGCUAAAACAGGAAUUCUAUUUUAUUUAACACCCGAUUUUAAACAAUUGGCUAAUGCCCAAGUGUGGGGUGAUGCUGCAGUUCAAAUAUUUUUUGCAUUGAGUCCAGCAUGGGGUGGCUUAAUCACACUUUCAUCUUACAACAAAUUCACGAAUAAUUGCUACAAGGAUUCACUGAUAGUGGCUGUAUCAAAUAUUUUAACAUCAUUUUUUGCUGGUCUCGUAAUAUUUUCUAUUAUUGGAUUUCUCGCACAUGAAUUAGAUGUUGAAGUAGAAAAAGUUGUUGAUCAAGGCGCUGGUUUGGCAUUCAUUGUUUAUCCUGAAGUAGUAACAAGGCUUCCAAUUUCUCCUGUAUGGUCGGUGCUAUUUUUUGUUAUGUUGUUAACCUUAGGUUUAGAUUCUCAGUUUGCUCUUAUGGAAACGGUUAUAACGGCUGUUUUAGAUAAGUUUCCUAAUUUAAGACAAUAUAAAGUUUGGGUAGUUUUAUCUGUUGCUUUAUUUGGUUAUUGCGGCGGUUUGGGUUUUACCACAAACAGCGGCAUGUAUUGGCUUCAGUUGAUGGAUAAAUAUGCAGCAAACUGGUCCGUAUUAUUAAUAGCAAUAUCUGAAUGUGUUCUUAUAUCUUGGCUGUAUGGUUCAGAAAGAUUUUUAAAUGAUAUUCAAGGAAUGAUUGGUAAAAAAUCAAAAUGUUGGAUAUAUUUUUGGGCAAUAAUGUGGCGGUUUAUUACACCAGCUGCACUUUUGUUUAUAUUAUUUUUUAAUUGGGUUGAAUAUAAACCCGCACAAUAUGGAAACUAUAUUUAUCCAAUGUGGGCCGAUGCUGUCGGUUGGAUAAUUGGUCUUUUACCAGUUGUUGUGAUAAUUAUAACAGCAAUAAUACAAUUAUUUGAUGCUCCAGCAAAUUUAUCAUUAUGUGAAAAACUUAGAUCUCAAAUGCGUCCAACAGCAGAAUGGGGUCCUGCUGGUCAACCAUGUUAUAUCCCUCCAAAUGUAAAAUACUUGAGUAAUACAUAUGAUAGUGUAACAAAUACUAGAGUAUUAAUCGAUGGGUCAGUCGAAGAUUCACCACCACCAGCACCACGUAAACACGAUAAUGAUGGUGGUGGUGGAAUACGAUUUGAAGCAAGAAUACAUAGUAGUAAUGAUAGCAGUUUUCAUGACGAGGGUUUGCAACUCUGAGAGCGAGUUUUAGCACCCCGUAAUGAAAACGCUUCAUUAGAAGGUGCUGCAUUAACCAAAAAUAACAAAUUUAAAGAACAUUCGUACGAGUAUUCACCUGUAGUUGUGAUUUCUGAUGAAAAACAAACAAAGCUUCCCGGUCCCAGUAUAUUAAAAGCAGCGAAAAAUGGGAAAAAUAUUGCCAAGCAAAGAUCUUCGCCGACAGAUGUCAGUCCAAGUAAACAACCGUUAUUAGAUCCGAAACUUAGAAAUAAUGAUAGCGUUGCAAGCGAUUUAAAU